This is a messenger RNA of Penicillium odoratum, 738 nucleotides long. RefSeq lists its product as uncharacterized. Bases 1 to 738 code for a protein of 245 amino acids. NCBI's taxonomy places the organism in Eukaryota, Fungi, Ascomycota, Eurotiomycetes, Eurotiales, Aspergillaceae. The record is from RefSeq and is a predicted model, not a curated record. The transcript has a single exon.
AUGGCUCCUAAUAAUAAGCCUGUACUUGCCCCCCUCAAGACACCCAAGACAAUGACGUUUCCCUCCGAGCUCAGUCCCCUCACUGCCAUGACCAUGCCUAUUAUUAAACUCGAAGACGGAAUCAGCGAGGCAAGCAGCACAUCGUCUGUCACCCCGCCGUCUUCCUAUCUUCACUUUCUUGAUGCUUUUUCGCCAAUAUUCAAGAGUGCCGACAGCGCGGGCCACAGUGCGGCCUCUGACUUUCGGCGAUUUCCCUUCGAACGAAAGCGACGCCCCUCUCCAAUCUCAGUACCGAAAAGUACAACAAUUGAUGGGCCCAAAACUACCAGUGCUGCUAUACAGCCGCCAUCACCAGCGACCAGCCAAAAGUCUGCAACCAGCCCGCAAUCGGCUAGGCUUCCCCUCCCCAGAUUACAACGACUCCGCAUUCCCACCACACGUGUCAACUAUCCCUUGAGUGACUCUCCCGGGAGUACAGAAACACCUGGAAGCGCAAGAACUCCUGGCAGCGCACGUACACCCGGCAGCGCACGAACACCCGGUAGCGCACGCACAAUCCUCUCCCCAUAUACGCCAUCGGAUUGGAAGAUUCGAUACACCGAGAAACCGAUAUGUGAGGGUGGAAAGUUGGUGAGCGUACGACAAGUCGUAACGCGAACUGUGACAUACAAGCGAACGCACUUAGAGGCUCCGCCAAAGGGAAAGCGUCGCAAGACCACCGAUACCCGGGCCGAAUAA